This is a messenger RNA of Phacochoerus africanus (Common warthog), 1291 nucleotides long. It is a transcript of the gene DCTN5, whose product is annotated as dynactin subunit 5. The transcript has 6 exons. Bases 115 to 663 code for a protein of 182 amino acids. Lineage: Eukaryota; Metazoa; Chordata; Mammalia; Artiodactyla; Suidae. The record is from RefSeq and is a predicted model, not a curated record.
GGCUGCCCAGAGCGGAAGUGAAGGAGCAGCCGGAAGUAGCCGGAAUCCCAGGCUGACUGACCGGCGAACAGUCUUUGACAGGAGCCGGAGUUGCGCGCGGGGGAGUUGGCGGCCAUGGAGUUGGGCGAGCUGCUCUACAACAAGUCUGAGUACAUCGAGACGGCAUCUGGGAACAAAGUUAGUCGCCAGUCUGUGUUGUGUGGGAGUCAGAACAUUGUUCUUAAUGGCAAGACCAUUGUGAUGAAUGACUGUAUUAUCCGAGGGGAUCUGGCAAAUGUCAGAGUUGGACGUCAUUGUGUCGUGAAAAGUCGGAGUGUCAUAAGGCCACCAUUCAAGAAAUUCAGCAAAGGUGUUGCAUUUUUUCCUUUACACAUUGGGGACCAUGUCUUUAUUGAGGAAGACUGUGUGGUCAACGCAGCUCAGAUCGGCUCUUAUGUUCACGUUGGCAAGAACUGUGUGAUUGGGCGCCGGUGUGUGUUGAAAGACUGUUGCAAAAUUCUUGACAACACAGUAUUACCCCCAGAAACCGUGGUCCCACCAUUCACCGUCUUCUCAGGCUGCCCAGGACUCUUCUCAGGGGAGCUCCCAGAAUGUACCCAGGAGCUGAUGAUCGACGUCACCAAGAGCUACUACCAGAAGUUUUUGCCCUUGACACAGGUCUAAUGUCUCUGCCUGUGUCUUGAAUUCGCUUGAGCUCUAAGAUGGACUUUGGGGACCGAGUAAGCCCGUCAACAUCUACAAAGAGCUCUUGUGUCUUUGACACCUCCCACCCUCUUUUUUUUUUUUAAUUUUUAUUUUAUUUAAUUCUUUAGAAUUUCUCAAUCCUUCCAGGCUCUCAGCUCUUAAGACUUAAAAUAAUAACAGAACGUCUGGAAGAGUUGUCUCCAAAUGCUGUGCUUAAACCCUGUCUAUUAACAGUCACUUGGUACCAUACGUGGAACACAGAAUCAUCUGUUCCCAACACUCCCGCCCCCAUGGAUGGCUGGGUGGAGCAGGGCCCUCUGUCCCGACGUGGAGGUGGUGAUGCUCACACGCUGCCCGUGGCCACAGCCACCACAGUGCCCACCACUCACAGGGAUCCCGCUCAGCUGCCGUGCCGCUCACACCUUUGGCCAGUCGCCACAGCUGCUCACAGUCUUGAAAAAAAGUUUGUGACUUUUCAGAGUCCAGAUCCUCGUGGGCUACUAAAACUUGACGGAAAGGUGGUUGGUAUUUCUCUUCUUUGCAGAAUGAGCUGAACUGUCAUUUUAACCCAGGGUGACUGACUAAUAAAAGACUUCCUAGCAUUCUA